UUGUGGAACUUAGAGAUAUCAAAUGCGACAAUUGAUAUUGCUGCACUGAAUAAUCCAGAUCUCAGUAAGAUAAACGAGUUGGCUUUGUUUGAUGUUGGACUGAAAGAGAUGCCAUGCCUAUAUAACCUCAAAAGUAUUAAGUAUCUCUGCCUGAAUAAUAAUCAAAUUGGCCAUGUCAAUCUUCAAAGCUACUUUGAUGCUGAGACAAGCGACGGUACUAUGCCAAAAUUGGAGUAUCUAGACCUGUGUGGGAAUCACAUAUCAAAGAUUGAUGCAAGAAUUAAAGAAGUUUGCUCAAAUAAAUCCGCGGAAAUAGGUCUGGAUAGGGUAGGGUUGUGUUCUAUACAUGGUAAUAUGAAGGAUAAACUGGAUAAAGUAGGUAUAGAGCUUGUUGAACCAGAUGAGAAGAAUGAUUCGGAUGUCAAGAACUGGUUAAAUUAA
Molecule: messenger RNA, 441 nt
Organism: Vittaforma corneae ATCC 50505
Lineage: Eukaryota; Fungi; Microsporidia; Nosematidae
Exons: 1
Molecular function (GO): protein binding
Source: RefSeq, a predicted model, not a curated record